UUUAGCGCCUCUUUCUCCUUCAUCCGUUGCCUUCAAACCCAAGCUGCCAGUCCAUGUAGCGACACAGAGUUUUAAGCUUUCAAGCCAAAAUCGAAAAAUGAGGAAUGCCCAAAUACCCAAAUUCAAAUCAUUGAUCUCGUUAAAAGAAACAGAAGCAAAUUCCCUUUUAUGGCCGCCAAAAUUUUCUUCACUGUCAUCAUCUUUGCAACAAUAUAUCAAUUCAGACACUCCUAUUUUUGGACAAAAGAUUCAUUCAUACAUUUUGAAAACUGGGUAUCAACCCAAUACCAAUAUACGUAUCAAAUUGUUAGUACUUUACUUGAAAAGUUCUUGUCUUUUUUAUGGCCGCCAAGUGUUUGAUGAAAUGCGUCAACCAACUCUCUCUGCUUAUAAUUACAUGAUUUCUGGGUAUGUGAAACAUGGGUUUGUCUUAGAAUGUUUUAAUAUGGUUAGAAAGUUGUGUCUUUGUGGUGAAACUCCAGAUAAGUUUACACUAUCAAUGAUUUUGAAGGGGUCUACUAUUAGCUAUGUAGAGUCGUAUUCUCUGGGUAUUGGAAAGCAGGUUCAUGCCCAGGUGAUUAAAUGUGAUGUUGAGGGUGAUGAUGUGCUUUAUACUGGGUUAGUUGAUUCGUAUGUGAAGAGUGGGAGGGUGGAUUAUGCGAGGAGAGUGUUUGAUUUGAUGUUGGAAAGGAGUGUUGUUUGCUCGACGUCGUUGAUAACAGGGUAUAUGAAUCAGGGUUACAUUGAGGAUGCUGAAGAUGUGUUUAGUAAAACAAUGGAGAAAGAUGUUGUGGCGUUCAAUGCGAUGAUUGAAGGUUAUAGUAAACAGAUUGAAAAUGCUAAGAAGGCGAUUGAGGUUUAUAUUGACAUGCAACGUUUCGGUUUUAGGCCUAAUAUUUCUACUUUUGCAAGUAUAAUUGGGGCUUGUUCUGCUCUAGCAGCAUCUGAAAUUGGUCAACAGGUUCAAGGACAGCUGAUGAAGACUGAGUUAAUUGAGCACGUUAAAACUGCAAGUGCUUUAAUUGACAUGUAUUCUAAGUGUGGAUUGGUUGAGGAUGCAAGAAGAGUCUUUGACCACAUGCAUGAGAAGAAUGUCUUCUCUUGGACUUCCAUGAUUGAUGGAUACGGGAAAAACGGGUAUUCCGAUGAGGCACUUGAACUAUUUAGUAUAAUGCAAGAAGAUUAUCACAUUGUUCCAAAUUAUGUUACAUUUCUAAGUGCUCUCUCAGCUUGUGCGCAUUCCGGACUAGUUGUUAAAGGAAGAGAGAUUUUUGAAAGUAUGGAGAGAGAUUACUAUAUGAAGCCAAGGAUGGAGCAUUAUGCUUGCAUGGUUGAUCUCUUUGGACGCUCAGGGAGCUUAAAUCAGGCAUUAGAGUUUGUAAUUAAUAUGACUGAAAGUCCAGAUUCUGAUGUUUGGGCAGCUUUACUCAGUUCUUGUAGAGUGCAUGGAGAUGUGGAAUUGGCAAAUUUAGCUGCCAAUGAGCUUUUCAAGCUAAGUAGUGGUAGUCGUCCAGGGGCAUAUGUUGCACUAUCUAAUGCUCUUGCAGAUGCUGGUAGAUGGGAUGGUGUGAGUGAACUUAGGGAGAUUAUGAAGAUUAGAGGAAUAUCAAAGGGCACAGGCUUCAGUUGGGUUGGCAGUGAUGGUAGUUUGAAAGCUUUUUUUGCUGGACAACAGACAUAACUAAAGUUUAAGAUCUCCAGAGCCUGGUAGUAAAGAAAGGCAUCAUUGCCAAUCUGAAGCGACUUAACCAUGCCUGAACAGGAAGAUAGAAAAUUGACACGUCACUAGUUGAAGUUACACAAAUGGAAUAUAUACCUCCUCAGCUGCAUGGUUUGGCUUUCUUCACCCUUGUACAAGGAUUCAAGUUCAUAUACUUGAGUUUGUUUCUAUCUCCUUCAAGGAUUCAAUCCUUUUAUUGUUCCUAUCUUUCAAAUUCAAGUCUCCCGCUAUCCACACUCGUGUCAGGGGUGAAGAGAAAUAAUUUAUUCAUAGUCAAAUCAUACUAGCAGAGUCUGCUAGUGAGAGAGGAUUCCACUUUCCCGCAUUUAUCGAUCAGGAUCCUCAAGGCACCAAGAAGGCAUUGACAGGGACAUAAUGUGAUGCUUCUGUUAAGGAUUUGUGGAACUAAAUAUUCUAUGCUUGGAUGUUGGAAUUUGCUGUUUCAUGAUUGUGAAAUUGUCAAGAGGAUGAAACUUAUCAGUGCACAUUGUGAAAUUGCUGUCUCAUGAUUAUGAAGUUGGAAGUUACACGCUUAAGGUCUCUUUGGUUCAUGAAUAUUGGGGCCAUCAGAAGUUCUUCCCGCAUGUUGUAGGAUAAAAUAAACAGUCUACAUUUCUUCCCGCAUAUGAUAUUUAUCUUGAGCUAGUAACAAGUUCUAAUUUUAACUGCAUGUUGUUGACUAACCAUUGUUCUUAUGCAUGAAUAGGAUUCAUAGAGGGUAGUCUGAUGAUGCUGUCAUUAAAAUACUGGUGUAUGGCCUCAAAGAUAGUCAGUGUCACUUAACGUCUGAGCUACAAGUAUCUUGCAUGGAUUAAUCCUCUUCACAAGAUCUUAUACACACGAAACAUUUGUCAUAAAUGAGGUAGCUGGGAAGUCCUAUCAAGAAAAUCCAUCAAUCCAUGUUCUGCUGCCCCACCGAUCACCAGGUCUCGCAUAGCAGGUCUCUAGCAAUGGAGCUUUCGUCUUCAAUCCCAAUUGACAAGUCACAGUGCCAUCUGUUUUAUGGAAAAAAAAACUUCUCAUUAGCCUCAAGGAGCAGUCUCUGCCCUUCAGGUGAGCACUCUGUGGUGAACACUUUGUUGAAACCUGGUCACUUUGCAAUAGCUCGCAAGAUGUAAACCGCACUAGGCAAGCCUUAUGCGCGAGCUCAUAAAUGAGUAGCAGACAGAGGCUGAAUUCGAUCCCAUGGAAGAUUUGCCUCCCAACUGCUCAAUCAUGUCCGUGAGGGCUAUAUUGAAUAUGUUAUUAUCGUUGUUAUCGACUAAAUUAAAAAAUAAAUGUAAAGGUGCAAGACUCAAUGUGGGGUGAUGUAAUUCAAUUGUCUCUUCUUCUCAACAUGGUUCAUAGAAAAAGAAAAAAGCAAGGCAAGGAAUCCAUAAGAAACAAAUGGAUUAGUUAAAAUUCAUCAGAA
This is a messenger RNA of Solanum stenotomum, 3131 nucleotides long. Its product is annotated as pentatricopeptide repeat-containing protein At1g28690, mitochondrial. NCBI's taxonomy places the organism in Eukaryota, Viridiplantae, Streptophyta, Magnoliopsida, Solanales, Solanaceae. The record is from RefSeq and is a predicted model, not a curated record. Gene Ontology annotation, molecular function: protein binding; RNA binding. The transcript has 5 exons. Gene Ontology annotation, biological process: RNA modification. The coding region runs from base 98 to 1681 and encodes 527 amino acids.